This is a messenger RNA of Aspergillus pseudotamarii, 720 nucleotides long. RefSeq lists its product as uncharacterized. The record is from RefSeq and is a predicted model, not a curated record. The transcript has a single exon. NCBI's taxonomy places the organism in Eukaryota, Fungi, Ascomycota, Eurotiomycetes, Eurotiales, Aspergillaceae. Bases 1 to 720 code for a protein of 239 amino acids.
AUGCAGAAGCCUGCACACCCCGAGCUAUUAGCUGCCCAUUUACGUGGACGUCUCGAAUUUCCCCUCGACCCCAAGCUUCCAAAGAUGUCUACCAUUGCACCGCAGAGUCUUUCAUCUUCACUAUCUGUGGAUGAGGAGAAGUUUGAGCAAAACCGGGACAACGCUAUAACCGAUGAUUAUGUUGAUUCGCGCGUCUUGGAUCAAGGGAGGCGCCGCGGGUUCUGUCGCCAGUAUGUGAUUAUCGUAAGAUGCCUCCUGUUGACCCUUGGGGGUCUCCUGCUUACCGUCGUCAACGUUUCUUCAACCGUCUACUCCACCUCACACGUCAUGUGCUGGGAGUCGUCUGCUUCGUUUUCACAGGAGUCACUACAUCCCUCUUCCUCCCACGGCCACCAUGGUACAUCACCAAAUCUAUACGAGCCGUUGUUUCCGGCGAUGAAAGGAAUCAUGAAGUCACCAUGUGGCCAUACCGCCGCUGACGCUAGAGCGCGAGGUUGUCACUUUGACAUUAUCACUUUUUGCUGGCUACCAGACCGCUGCUACGAUCCAGAACUAUCGGACUCCUUCGAGAAGUUGGUCAACUGGAAGUGGUACCUUGAUCGGAACAAGUCUCUGCCAGUCCCCAAGGAAGAAGCUCUGCAGGGGGAAUUGGAUGGACUGUAUGUAAGUUGGGAGUACCAUGUGCAGCACUUUGUGUAUAUGCGGGAGAAGAUGCACUGA